Messenger RNA from Haliotis rufescens (red abalone), 3238 nucleotides. RefSeq names its product E3 ubiquitin-protein ligase TRIM71-like. The transcript is spliced from 3 exons. The coding region runs from base 1 to 1854 and encodes 617 amino acids. Gene Ontology annotation, cellular component: chromatin; nucleoplasm. Gene Ontology annotation, molecular function: ubiquitin-protein transferase activity; zinc ion binding. Gene Ontology annotation, biological process: positive regulation of DNA-templated transcription. The record is from RefSeq and is a predicted model, not a curated record. Lineage: Eukaryota; Metazoa; Mollusca; Gastropoda; Lepetellida; Haliotidae.
AUGACGGACGUCUUAAACUCGUUGACACUCAGAAGUAUUCUAAUCAAGUGCCCUGUAUGUUUCCGGCUGUUUGGCGAGUCCAGGGUUCCACAUCGCCUGACGUGCUGUCUCCAGUCUGUGUGCGGACUGUGUCUCCUGGACAACUACGCUGAAAGGACGUUGCAGUGUCCCGUGUGCCGUCAACGACAUCAUCUACCCCACGGCGUGACCUCCCUACCCCCGGAUACUCUCAUACACAAGCUCAUGGAGCAAGAGAAGAUCAGGACCGGAAGUCGUCUGCCGUGCAUGGACUGCCCUGACAACCAGUACGCCGUGUUCAGGUGUGAGGAAUGUUGUGUGUGUCUGUGCAAGGAAUGUCAUAGCGCCCAUGCCAGAAAUAAAUAUUUCCUCAAACACAAGGUUAUGACGUUAGAGGAGCUGAAAGGAAGCACUCUGGACGGAUUCCGGGUCCGACAUGAAUGCAGUGAGCAUCAUCUCUCCCAAAACUUCUUCUGUAAGACCUGCGACGUAGUCAUCUGUGUGUCCUGUACUGUUGAAGAUCACGACAAAGAAAAAGGACACACCGUAGUCCCUGUAGCGGACGCUCAUAAAGACAAGGCCCUGGUCACAGAAGAAAAUAUGACUCAGCUUGAGGACAAGGCUUGGAGUCUGGAGAAGAAAGUUGGAAUGUUGGAGAAAACUGCUGACAGAAUCGUCACGGCUAGACAAGAAGCAAGGCGGGAGAUCUUGACCACAUUUGAUAAACUAUUCGAAGAGCUGAAACUGCGGAGAGCUGUGAUUCUUUCCGAUGUCGAAGAUAAGUCAAACGCGAAUCUGGUGCUGACUGAAGACGCUUUGGAAUCGAAUAGGAUACUUCUGAACCGGGUCACGUUAUCUUCACAGAACAUUAAACAACUCAGAGGACAAGCCGACAAGACGGAGGACCUGCAGCUGAUGGCGUCCUCGGUCGCCUCGCUCACCGCCGUGUUGGAAGAGACGCCACUUGACGUCGACUUUGCAAGUUCGGGUGUUAGCUUUGUACCGGCCAACUCAAGCCACCUGACUUCUACUAUCCAGAUGACAGGGCUUGUGAGAUCGGUUGUCUUUUCCCCUACAAAGAAGCCCAGGCAUGUGCAGGAGGCAGACAUGUAUAAUGCCAUCUCACUGACACCAGUGGAGAUACCACAAGUCAGCUUCGAGGAUGCAUACAUCGGGGGGAAAGCAGGAGUCUUCUCCCCGUUUUUGGAGUGGGAUCCAACCACGGCAAGCAGUGACGUCACGGUAUCUGGAACCAUGGUUACUAACGUCCUACCAGAACCCCCUCUCCGAGACACCGGAAGUCGUCUUAAGGCGCGUCGACACGUGAUGACCUCUAAACCUGUGACCCUUGAACCCUGCCAGUGCGCGCUGUACCAGCUGAAGGUGAGAUUCUCCAUCACUGAGGCUCCGAAGGAGAAUAGUAUGAUAUUUGAGACUGCUCUGACUAGUACCCCUGUCGAUGCCGACUGGUUCAAAUCAAAUGGACUGAGCGUCUGCGUAGUAGCAUGCGAAAACCACGAGGAUCAACUCUGUCUCAAGGUCAUCUAUGACGGCAAAAUUCUAACAGAUGAGCCCCUCCUCGAAAACGAGGCUGGGGAAUCACGUGAUCUUCAGCUAUGUGUCGUACUGGACAACGACAAGAAGAAAAUGCAUAUGGUCGAUGUCGCUGACGCCAGGAUAGUGCGGUCUAUUACUGAUCUGGACCUGGACAAGCCGAUGUGGGUCAUGAUGGCGCUGGCGUCCCCACAGUGGUCGGACGUCAGAGGUCAACUCAUGUCAGGCCAUAACGCCAGACUGACGCCUGACGUCACCAACCUUCUGUCCUCCCUGUGUUGAAGUACACCGGGGUAGGGCAAGUCCUUCACGUUCAUGAGCCCUGAACAUGGAUCAUUACGUUCACUCUCCACUAUCAGUGUUGCAGUAUGUAGUGAGUGAGUGAGCAUGGUUUUACGCCGCUUUUAGCAAUAUUUCAGCAAUAUUGUACACAUUGUACCCGUAUCGGGAAUCGAACCCGGGUCGUCGACGUGACGAGCGAACGCUUUACCCACUAGGCUUACCGACCGCCCCUUUGUAGUAUGUAGAUAUGUAGAGUAGACACAUAUAGUAUCUAUACGGCAAUUUUCGACCUUAUGAAAGUUUAAAGUAGUCCAAUUUAUACACAUUUUUGGGCAUAAAUGAGGAUUAAACUCCACUAAAAAGUACAGUAUAAAAAAUUAUUAAUUUCAAAACUUUGAAACCACAGAUUAAUCCCACCAGACCCCUUGAUAUGCAGUAUUUACAAAAAUACUCAAAAGAUACUCAGUAUUUUUGUACAAAUGUAUUCGUCAAAUAUUGUUAAAAACGCAACAGUGCACGAAAUUGAAAAAUACGUUCAAGGAACAAAUUUCUCCUGUAGAUAGAUUAUUUAUGACAGCAUACUUUUCAGAUGCACUGCUGAUACAAAACCAAUAUGGUUGCAAUACAAAAAUGUAUAUUUUGGUCCCACAAAUGAUAGAUAAUGUAUCAUAAUUAUGUAGUCAGCACUACAUGUAGCCUUUCCGACACAGACACAGAGACGAUGGACCAUGGAAUUGCUGCAAAGUUAAUCAGGUCUGGACUGGUCACAUGCCAGCGCUCAAAUGAGAGUAAAUAUCAUCAGACAACUAAUACCAAUGUUAUGAAUAUCAAAAUAGACAAAAAACGAUCAUUUGUAAUCUCCUGGUUAUCAUUUUCCAAAAUGAUACCUGUCGAGCACUAUAAUGUACACCCCCUUCUUUGGUGGUGGCUAAACAUGAAACAAACAAGAAUGGUAAUUCGAAGGUGAUGUAAUUUAUACGGGUGUCAUAGUUGUGUUUUGGCCCUUCCGCGACUACAGUAAACUAUGGUUAUAACGAACACGCUUAUGACGAAAAUGUACUUUUUUGUUCCGACUAUUUGCUGUAGUUAUGCUGUAUAUAUGCAUAUAACGAACCGUGGCUACAACGAACUAAAAUUAGUGGUCCCUUUGAGUUCGUUACAACCGUAGUUUACUGUAUGUUCAGCCUUAUAACGUUUUGAUAUGGUUUAUCAUUUAUGGUCAAUUCCUAUUUUCAAUUUCUUUCAGAUCUCCCUUAAAGAACUUAUACAAUAUUAUUUCAUCUCCAAAUGUUUAACCCUUAUAAGCUGCAAUCUAGAAGUGUAGGCUUCCAUGUUUUGUUCUCUAUCGGUAAUUGUAAAUUAAUUCAUCUAACACUUAUACAUA